Molecule: messenger RNA, 1116 nt
Organism: Sporothrix brasiliensis 5110
Lineage: Eukaryota; Fungi; Ascomycota; Sordariomycetes; Ophiostomatales; Ophiostomataceae
Exons: 2
Coding region: 1-1116 (371 amino acids)
Biological process (GO): mRNA splicing, via spliceosome
Cellular component (GO): cytoplasm; ASAP complex; nucleoplasm
Molecular function (GO): RNA binding
Source: RefSeq, a predicted model, not a curated record
AUGGCUUCCCGCGAUCCGUCCCCAGCUUCCAGCAAGCGGUCGAGAUCCCGGUCGCGGUCCAUUUCCAGGUCCAGAUCCCGGUCCCAGUCGCAUUCGCGUGGCCGCAGUGGUCGUCCCUCCUAUUCACCGGGGUCCAAUCGGUCACGGUCCAUAACACGAUCGCGGUCGCGGUCACGGUCUCUGACGCGUGACCGUAGUGACAGCAGAGGAAGAAGCAGCAGCCGCAGCAGGAGCUACAGUCGGAGUCGGAGCAGAAGCCGGACGAGAUCGCCUCCCAGCCGGACUGCCAAGGUCGUUGUCGAAAAGCUGACAACGAACGUCAACGAAGACCAUCUCUACGAGAUUUUCGGCGAGUUCGGCCACAUUGUCGACCUUGACCUGCCGAUCAGCCAUGUUUCACAUACCAACCGCGGUACAGCCUACAUCCUCUAUGGCAACGAGGCCGACGCCGAGUCUGCAACGGCCCACAUGCAUGAGGCCCAGCUCGACGGCAAUAUCGUCAACGUUUCGGUCGUUUUGCCGCGUCGCAAGCUGACGCGCGCUCCCAAGCAAGCGCGGCGGGGCGGCGGCGGUGGUCGGAACCAAAAGAAGUUGGGCAACAAUGCCGCUGCUGACGGAGGCAAUACUGGCGGCGGUGGUGGUGGCGGCGGCGGUGGACGCCGCCGGGACCGCGGUAACAAUGCGCGUGUUUUUGACACCUACCGCCCACGGUCCGUGUCCCCUGGCGGCCGUCGCUCGCGGUCGCCUGCAGCAGGGCCAGACAAUGGCGACAGCCCAAAGUAUCGGUACCGCAGUCGGUCGCCGCGGUCUAACCGGUCGCGCUCGAGGUCUCCCUAUCGUUCACGGUCGUGGUCUCGUUCGCGAUCCAGAACCCGCUCUCUCUCGCCUCCUCCGGCUGCUGACCAUCGCAGUGGCCGAAACAGAAUACGCAAGGGACGACGCAGUAUUGGAGGGCGCGGAGGUGGUGGAUUCGGCGGUGCCCGUGGUGGUGGUGGUGGUGGUAGCAACGAAAAGAAUAGCAGAUGGACCAACAAUCGCUUCGAAAACGGCGGUAACUCUGGCAGGGAUAACGAAAGAGACAACGGCAGAAUGGUCGAUGUGCAGCGCGAUAUUUAG